Molecule: messenger RNA, 1251 nt
Organism: Parastagonospora nodorum SN15
Lineage: Eukaryota; Fungi; Ascomycota; Dothideomycetes; Pleosporales; Phaeosphaeriaceae
Exons: 3
Coding region: 1-1251 (416 amino acids)
Molecular function (GO): FAD binding
Source: RefSeq, a predicted model, not a curated record
AUGGCUGCUGGUACGGUAGCCGAUGGCGACACACGUGGCGGCGGCAUGUGCGACUCGCCCAUCCUCAUCAUCGGGUCCGGUAGCACCGGACUCGCCCUUGCACAGGGUCUUCGUAAGGCUGGUCUGAAGUGCAUUGUCUUCGAGAAGAGUUCCUCGCGGUAUGGCGAACGUGAUUGGAACAUGGGCCUGCACUGGGGCGCGCCGGCGCUCAAGAGCCUCAUGCCUGACGAAUGGUGGAACAAAAUCCAGAGCAUUCAAGUGGACCCACAUGUUCCGACAAAAGAGUUAGACACUUUGAAAUGGCUCCAGGGUGAUACUGGAGAAGCAAUGGCUGCUUUCAAAUUUGGGCCAUUCUACAGAUUGCGACGAAGCAAGUUGCGCGAUCUGCUAUCGCAAGAUGUGGACAUCCGGUAUAAUAAGCGCCUAGUCGAUGUGACAUACUCCGAGGACGGCAAAGCUGUCACAGCACACUUUCUUGACGGCUCGACUGCGGCUGGUUCGUUUUUGAUAGGAGCAGAUGGAGCUCGCUCAUCGACAAGGCAACUCCUGCUCGGAGCGGAACUCGGCGGCAUCGAUCGACUACCUUACGCGGCGACAUUUGUUCAGCGGAAGUUCACCAAAGAGCAAGCGCUCUAUCUUAGAAGCUUCCAUCCACUCUUCCUUGCGAGCGCACAUCCACGUAAUAAUUUUGCGUUCUUCGGUAUGCAGGACGCAGCAGUAGCUGAUGAUCCGUCCUCGUGGACCUUCUUUUUCUACAUCUCUUGGCAUAGUAGCUUGCAAGAACAGGAAGAAACGAAGAAUUGGACUGAUUCACAGCGCCUUGCCCAGCAGAAAGAGUUCGCCCAAAAUUUCUGCGAUCCAUGGAGAAGCGCGUACGAAUGGACGCCGGAUGAUGCACCUGUGUGGUAUAUGGGACUCACUGCUUGGGAUCCGGGACAUGAAGGUCAUCGAUGGAACAAUCACGACGGCAGGAUCACCCUGGUUGGCGACGGUUGCCAUCCAAUGACUUACCAGCGUGGUCAGGGUUUGAAUCAUUCGGUUACGGAUGCUGGGCAAUUGAGGGAUGCUCUUGUCAAGAUCAGCCAAGGCGCGAACCAGAAGGAGACUAUUACGGCCUUCGAAGAUGAGAUGAUUCGAAGAGGAGGUACUGAAGUUAGGGACGGUGUUGCAAACACAACUUUAUUGCAUAAUUGGGAGAAAGUCAAGCAAAGUCCGCUGUUCACGAAAGGCAUGCAGAAGACCGAGACAUGA